Lates calcarifer (barramundi perch) is the source of this 3861-nucleotide messenger RNA. It is a transcript of the gene htr1d, whose product is annotated as 5-hydroxytryptamine (serotonin) receptor 1D, G protein-coupled. The coding region runs from base 1508 to 2656 and encodes 382 amino acids. NCBI's taxonomy places the organism in Eukaryota, Metazoa, Chordata, Actinopteri, Centropomidae. Gene Ontology annotation, cellular component: plasma membrane; dendrite. Gene Ontology annotation, biological process: G protein-coupled receptor signaling pathway, coupled to cyclic nucleotide second messenger; vasoconstriction; regulation of locomotion. The transcript has 2 exons. Gene Ontology annotation, molecular function: neurotransmitter receptor activity; G protein-coupled serotonin receptor activity. The record is from RefSeq and is a predicted model, not a curated record.
GCCAGUCCCGUCAAAACCUCCCAGACUGCAACUUGUUGACGCCUCUCUGAUCUGCCCCCCCCCGGGAGCAGAAUGGAUGGCAUCAGCACCGGGAAGCCCCCGUGUCUCUCCCCCGGGGGGUUUAAUCAUUGAUGGAGACAACCCCACAACGAGCUGCGUCCUCGUGCAUCAGACGGAGCUGCGCCGGUACAACACUUUUUAAACACUUUUAACACAUUCUGGUGAUUGGACUCUGGAGCGAAGCGUCAGGGACUGUUGACGAGUCGAGAAAAUUAAAACGAGUCGCCCAAGUUUGCGCUACUAUUUAUUUAUUUUUUUUUCAUUUUGCCCGCAGACAGGACUGAGUCACUUGUGUUUACACAAUCGCUUCACCUUUUAGAUGAGAAGCGAAGCAGUCUCAGCAGUUUAAGUGGUGCCAUCUACAGAGGCUGGAUGCCCUCUGAAUGUAACCAGUAUGAUUCGUUUGUUUGUGCUGGACGCGCGUAAAUGAUGGACGGUGCUACCGGGAUUCCCUGACUGAUUGUGUGCUCCGCUUUUAUCGGGGGAAAAAAGAGAAUAAAAACUCAUCAAAAGAGGGGAAAACACACGGGUGAAAGUGAUGCAGGGGAAGCUGCAUGAAAGUCGGACAAAACCUUCUCAUCUGUGUGGACACUGCAGCUGAAAGUUUAUCUGACGGACCACGCUGAGAAGAGGACAAACAAGUAUUUAGCACUGGGAACCUGGAGAGAAAAAGCUUUGCUGAUCAUGGUAUUUUAGUGCAGAUGUCUAUAUACCUUCCAAAACCACGUGGAAAUCCAACAAUUAGCCACGACAAGACUGGACAUCUUGAGCAUCCCCUAGGUCUGGUUUUGAUGUCGAUCAUGUAACUGUGAUGUUCAGGCUUUCCAAUAUCAUCAUCACGAGGCACGGCCAAGUUUCAAUACAAAGCUCAAUUUAGAAGGCUUCACACAGACUUUGGUGUAGAUAAGAGAGAUAAGUGGCGAACCUGUGUAUCUGUCGUCAUCAUCUUCCUACAUGCAGCUCCCUGCUUAGCUUUAUUGAAAAGGAGGAGCCCAUUAAAGCAUUUGAUAGAUAGGAAGGCUUGGUCUGAAGGUGUUGUUGCUGGCUGGCUGCUGGUUGGAGAUGAGAUAAGAGACACUGGGAAGAGGGAAAAGAGAAAUAGAAGUGCCUGUCUGACGGGAGCUGCAUACAAAUUAGGAUUCGUCUCUCCUGCAGCUAGACCAGUGAGGCGAAUCAAUAUUGGAGAAGCGAAAUGGACAAAUUAGUCAGCUUCGAUUACAGGAGCACAAACUGAAAUUAUGGUAUUAGAUGUUUGCUAAAGGUUGAUAUGAAAUCAUACUGCAAUACACAGGAUGGGAAAUGAAGUAAAAUAUUGUCUUAGUUGCUGAAAGGAGGAUAGAGGACUUUACAGCCGAAACCAACAGUGCCACACCAGAGUAUGGCCUUCUAAGUGAUGAGGCUGCUCUAAACCUUCUGGACAUAGGGUUUUAAAAGGAGAAGAGGCGAGAUGGAGCUGGAUAAUAGCUCACUGGACUACAACUUCACAGAGAUUCCUGACACCACUACUGCUCCACCCUGGAGCAAGGCCACGCUAUUCGGCCUUCAGGUCUCCCUGUCGGUGCUACUAGCCAUUGUCACCUUGGCCACCGUGCUUUCAAACGCCUUCGUCAUCGCCACCAUCUUCCUGACCAGGAAGCUCCACACACCUGCCAACUUCCUGAUCGGCUCCUUGGCUGUCACAGACUUGCUGGUGUCCAUUUUAGUCAUGCCCAUCAGCAUUGUCUACACUGUCAGCAAGACCUGGUCUCUGGGGCAGAUCGUUUGUGACAUCUGGCUGUCGUCCGACAUCACCUUCUGCACGGCUUCCAUCUUGCACCUGUGCGUGAUCGCAUUGGACCGCUACUGGGCCAUUACACAUGCUCUAGAGUACUCCAAACGCCGCACCAUGCGCCGGGCGGGGAUCAUGGUCGGGGUGGUGUGGGUGAUCUCCAUAUCGAUCUCCAUGCCUCCGCUUUUUUGGCGGCAGGCCAAAGCCCACGAGGAGCUGACAGAGUGUAUGGUGAAUACAGAUCAGAUCUCUUAUACCCUAUACUCCACCUUUGGCGCCUUCUAUGUUCCCACAGUGCUUCUCAUCAUCCUCUAUGGACGGAUCUACGUCGCCGCCCGCUCCCGCAUUUUCAAGACGCCAUCGUCCUCGGGGAAGCGCUUCACCACAGCACAGCUCAUCCAGACCUCUGCAGGCUCCUCUCUCUGUUCUCUUAAUUCUGCCUCCAACCAGGAAGCACACCUACACUCUGGCAACGUGGGAGGCGGCGGAGGAGGAGGAGGAGGAUCGCCUCUGUUCAUGAAUAGUGUGAAAGUGAAGUUGGCAGACAAUGUGCUGGAGAGGAAACGCCUCUGUGCGGCUCGGGAGAGGAAAGCGACCAAGACUCUGGGCAUCAUCCUGGGUGCGUUCAUCAUCUGCUGGCUCCCGUUCUUUGUUGGCACGCUCGUCAUGGCCAUAUGCAAAGAGUGCUGGUUCGAUCCCGUGCUUUUUGAUAUAUUCACCUGGCUGGGAUACCUGAACUCCCUCAUCAAUCCUGUAAUCUACACUGUGUUCAAUGACGAGUUCAAACAAGCUUUCCAAAAACUCAUCAAAUUCAGGCGGUGCUCUUGAAGAAAACUUUACAGUGGAUUAAAACUAUAAGAAAACAGGAAGUGAAAAAGACAAAGAAAAAACCAAGAUAAUAGAUAAUAAUGAUACUGAAAGUACUGUUUACUUAAAUGUCCCAUCUUGUAAACACAUGCUAACUGUGAUAUGUUUUUUUUUUUUUUACAUCAAACAGCUCUGUGCCAUAGCUCUUUAGAUACCUAACAAUAUAUCCAUCAUAUAGACUUAUGCAUGCAUGUUUAAAAAGAUAAAAAUCUUUAUUCCCCUGAGACUUAUUAUAAAAAGAUAAAUAAAGGGGGCUUGAAAUCUGUUUCAUGUUGCAGGGACAUUGCCGAUAUUUCUUGAACAAAAGCAAAUAUUUUAAACAAAGACUGGUGUAACUGUAUGGGAAGAGUAAACUCAGAGUGACUGGAUCAAAUCCAGCAGAAAUGAAAAGCCAUGAAAUAUAUGUUGUGUUAUUCUCUGUGUCAUACUGUAUGCUGCUGCUCCCAUAUGAUGUCUCUGUGGUACAGUAAAGAAAAACAAAAAACUCUAGAGAAUCAGUAAAAAUGUCUCCAUAUAUGCAGUUAUACGUGACAGUGGUGUGCGUGUGUGUAUGAGUGUAUGAGUGUGUAAAGGUAGUUAUUUUACUGUAAUAUAUGCAUGUUUGAGGAAGGGAGGAUAGUCAAGUGUUUGACAUUUAUUCGUGCUAUUCUCCACUGAGGCUUGUCUUGUCAUUACAGAGACUGAAAUGGAAACAGCAUUUCCACUCUGCCUCUGAAUAUUAAGUAACACCCACCGUACCAUAGCAACAAAUAAACCCUUCCAAAAAAAAAGAAAUCUCUGAAACCGUGUGCUCAAGCAAAAAGGACAAGGUGAGGGCAAAUGGUCAGAGUACUGAGAGCAGAUUGAGAAUUUUUUUUUUUUUUUUAGAUACGUAUGUAUUCAUUUGUUUGUUGGAUGGUGGUAAUACCCAUUCCUUACAACUACAGGAUUCAAAAAUACACUGAUGACAAUGAGUGAUGGAGCUCAAAAUUGAAUACAGAUCAGAUGUUGUUAAUAUAAAAAACUAAGGUAUGAAGGAAUGAGGACGCAAAUGCAAUAAAGACAUGAAGGAUUUGUCAAUAAACAAGCUUGAUUUGACAUAGAUGGUGAACAUGUUCGGUUAGGAUGUCUCUUCACACUCAUCUUCCAAAAGGUCAUGAAACUAAAUGCCAGUUGUUACUACUUGA